This is a messenger RNA of Radiomyces spectabilis, 3614 nucleotides long. Its product is annotated as tRNA synthetases class I-domain-containing protein. Gene Ontology annotation, biological process: valyl-tRNA aminoacylation. Gene Ontology annotation, cellular component: cytosol. Bases 127 to 3333 code for a protein of 1068 amino acids. The transcript has 19 exons. The record is from RefSeq and is a predicted model, not a curated record. Lineage: Eukaryota; Fungi; Mucoromycota; Mucoromycetes; Mucorales; Radiomycetaceae. Gene Ontology annotation, molecular function: ATP binding; aminoacyl-tRNA deacylase activity; valine-tRNA ligase activity.
CUGAAAUUGAAAAAAAAAAGAUGACUGGGGAGUCCCCGCCUGUGGCGAACCGGGGGGAAUGAAAUUUGAAAACGUCCGAAAACCAAGUGGAACUAUUGUAUUGAAGCGUUCCCCGUCUGAUCGGCAAUGGUGUACGGUGCCGCCUCAGGGGCUAUGCUUAAAAGAAGAAGCGCUUUAUCAUUGUAUACACGUCAGUCAUGCGCAUUACUCUGCCGUCACGGAACACGAACACAGCCACUUUCAUACAGCCUUGUUUCCCGAUCAUCGCGAACGGAUCGCAUAGCCGUAGAGAAACCACGUAAACAAUUUUCAGACACGUACGAUGCGAAAACCGUGGAAAAGGGAUGGUACCAAUGGUGGGAGAGCCAAGGUUUUUUCAAAGCUUCUAGUGCCGAUUAUUACCCUGAUCAAAAGCGAGGUUCUUACACCAUGCUCACGCCACCACCCAAUGUCACUGGAUCCCUUCACAUUGGCCAUGCUCUCACAGUCAGCAUAGAGGAUUGUAUGGUACGCUGGCGACGCAUGUGCGGCUACGAUGUCGCCUGGAUUCCAGGCACCGACCAUGCCGGCAUUGGUACACAAUCGGUGGUUGAGAAAAUGCUCAUGCGGGAACGUAAUGUCACACGGCAUGACCUCGGGCGAGAAGCUUUCGUGAAGGAAAUAUGGGAAUGGCGACAAAAGUACGGCGAUCGCAUUCUUUUACAAAUGAGACGUAUGGGAGCUUCCGUCGACUGGGACCAAGUCUUCUUUACGAUGGAUCAGCCUCGAUCUGAAGCUGUCCAAAACGCAUUUAUUCGCUUGUUCGAGGACGGACUCAUUUAUCGCGAAACCCGACUUGUCAAUUGGUGUUGUGCUUUGGAGACUGUUAUUUCAGAUAUUGAGGUCGAUUACAAAGAGAUUCAAGGUCGUACGUUGCUGCAAUUACCGGGACGAUCCAAAGGGGUUGAAUUUGGUGUCUUGCAUAAUUUUUCGUAUCCCAUUGUGGACCCCGAUCCCAAUGGGUUGCAACAUCUAACGGUGUCGACAACACGUAUUGAAACCAUGCUGGGUGAUUGUGCCGUAGCCAUCCAUUCAAACGAUCCCAGAUACAAGGGUCUUCAUGGUAAAUUUGUGCGUCAUCCUAUCUUGGGCACGCAGUUACCUAUUGUGUGCGAUGAUCAGCUUGUCGAGAUGGAAUUUGGUACUGGCGUCGUUAAGGUGACGCCAGCGCAUGACCCAAACGAUUACGCAUGUGCGCGUCGGCACAAUUUACCCAUGGUCAGCAUGUUUGACAAGCUGGGGAAACUGAAUGAACAUUGUGGUCUCCCUGAACUUGUGGGGCAAGACCGAUUUGAUGUUCGUGAGAUCGUAAUUAAGAAGCUUCAAGAGUUGGGUUGUUAUGAAGGAAGAAAUGAUAAACAUGCCAUGCGCGUCGCUGUUUGCUCUCGUUCCGGCGACAUCAUUGAACCUUUACUUCAACCGCAGUGGUACAUUCGCUGCCAAGAGUUGGCUGCCGCUUCAAAGGAAAAGGUGGAGAACGGGGCUAUGCAAAUCCAUCCAAGUUACCAUGUGCAGGAAUGGAACCGUUGGCUAGAUAAUAUCCAAGACUGGUGCAUUUCUCGCCAGUUAUGGUGGGGUCAUGAGAUUCCCGCCUAUCAAAUUAUUAUGGACCAUCCUCAACGACAAGAUAAAGACUAUUGGGUGGUGGCCCCUGAUUCCGUCAUUGCCGCGGAGAAAGCGCAGAAGCUUUUGGAAAAAGAAGGAUUUGGCAGAAAUACAUCGUAUCAGCUGCAAAAGGAUGAGGAUGUUCUUGAUACAUGGUUCUCUUCCGGUCUGCUACCGUUAUCCGCGUUGGGAUGGAAAGGUCAUCCCAAUGAUCCCAUCCCGCCGCGAUAUCCUUUGCAAUUGAUGGAAACCGGGUUUGAUAUUCUGUUUUUCUGGGUGGCACGCAUGGCCAUGCUUGCGCAUCACUUUACUGGCAAGGCGCCGUUUGAAAAUGUGUAUCUGCAUGCAAUGGUACGAGAUUCACAAGGACGCAAGAUGUCCAAAUCACUGGGCAACGUGGUGGAUCCCCUGCAUGUGAUCGACGGAGUCAGCUUGGACGUGAUGAAAGACAAUUUAUUACACAGUAAUCUGCCCAAAAAGGAAAUUGCCACGAGCAUCAAGAAUAUGGAAAAAGAAUAUCCGAAUGGUAUACCAGCCUGUGGUACUGAUUCAUUACGGUUUGCUCUGGUAGCAUACACGCAACAGACUCGACAAAUUAACAUGGAAAUGAAUAACGUGGUGCAAACCAGCUACUUCUGCAAUAAGUUGUGGAAUUUAUUCAAAUUUGGUCUUGGAAGAUUGGAAAAGGAGGGCUUUGCAGUGGCCAGCAAUCCACUGGAAGGAGUGAAUCCGGCGCAUAUUUCUCUCGCCAAUCGGUACAUCUUAUCACGCAUGGCCGAUGCAGUAGCGCGAUGCCAGAACGGGUUUGAGAACUAUCGUCCGUUUGAAGCAGCUGAUGCGUUACGCCGAUUCGUUGUGGAGGAUGUGUGCGAUGUGUACGUGGAGUUUUCAAAAACCGCACUGAAUAAAGCUGAUCUUGCGGCUGCCGAGAAGGAAACAACGUUACAUAUUCUGCACGCGUGCAUGGAUACAUCGCUAAGAUUAGCUCAUCCUUUGAUGCCGUUUAUCACAGAGGAAUUAUGGCAACAUAUGAAGUCUAUUUUACCUUGUACACACGUCAAAUCCCAACCCCCUUCCAUCAUGUUGGAAGCGUACCCGGCCGCGGAUCAGUAUGCACACUUGCACAGUGAACAAGUCGAAUCCCAUUUCAAGAUUGUGCUUGCCAUCAUUCAUGCAUCACGGUCGUUGCGCCAAGGCCAUCAAAUCAGUGUUAGUAAAGAAUUACCUUUUAUUAUCUAUUGCGAUAACCCGGGAUUGGUUACGUCCGAUGGGCCGCUCGCAUUGUACGCUGAAGAAAUCAAAAACCUUGUCAAAGCGUCAGAACUACGCAUUUUGGAUGCCAAGGUUGACUCAUCGCUCGAAGGGUAUACCGUAAAAGCUAUUGACGAUCAUCUCAAAAUCCUCGUCCCCACACAAGCGGUCGUACGCGCUCAGCUGGAAUGUGCGGCCGCAAAAGGUGCCGAUGUGACUCAAUUGGUCGAGACGAAAAAGAAGCUUCUGGAGAAGAAGUUAACCAAGAUCUCCAAGGAGAUGGAAAAAUUGACGGCGCGAAUUACUAAAUCUGAAUACACGGCAUCGGUGCCGAAGCAUAUACAAGAUAAGGAUAGACAACGGAUUAAACUGCUUAUUCUGGAAAAAGAAACGGCACAGAACGACCUGAAACUGUUGAAUAGUGCAUUCACGUCGUAAUGAGGUGCACAAAAUAUUGGAUUUGAUCUCUGAAGAAAAUUCGGCGCAUGCCCCGCCCCGCCCAUUCUUUUUUCUCUCAGCGGAAUCGGAAGGUCACGUGGAAAUAUGAAUCAAUUGGAACGCUGUGGCGGAAAAGAGAUAGAAAACAAAAAAAAAAUCAGGGGUGGAGCCAAUCACAUCGCUUGUAUAGUAUACUCGGGACCGCGAAAGUGAGGAAAAGGUGCCGAAUCCGUAAAAGGAUGAUUAUUUCCAAUAAGAAAAGAAAAAAAAAAUUACUUGCG